Molecule: messenger RNA, 1299 nt
Organism: Linum trigynum
Lineage: Eukaryota; Viridiplantae; Streptophyta; Magnoliopsida; Malpighiales; Linaceae
Source: the annotation of a GenBank genome assembly
AUGGUUUCUCAGUCGACCACUCCGUCCGAUAGCCAGAACCGCGGCUUUUCCGGCGAAUCGGCGCCGCCGUCUGCUUCCGACGUCGCCACCAACACUCCUUCUGCCGCUGCGAAGACCACCGCGUCUGACACGGCGGCGGCGGCCGCCACCGGCAACGUCGCCGCUCCUCGUGUCAACGUUAGCGCCGCGCGUACCUCUGCUAAAACCGUCAGUGGAGGCGGUCCUGCCGCUGGAGCAGGUAUGCCCGCUUUUUCCAACCCUUUAAGUUUAUCCGACAUAGAAUGGGACUCGGAGGGUAUUGAUUUGCUGUGUGGGGGUGGUAAUGCGGUUGUCGCGAGUGAGCGUGUAGAUAGACCUGACGGUUGCAUUUUAGGGCUAGGGGUGGGCGCGCUAACUGACACGGGUACCUUCCUAAUUGAGCGCGGAGCGACCUCCCGGGUUGGGGACAACCUGGUGAAGUUGUCCUCUGAAAGCGUGCCGGAAGACACACCUCGCGACUCGGCCGGGGAGGACUCAGUCGCGGAUUCCCCCUCGCUGGCUCUGUCAGAGAAGCCGAUUCAUCCGUUCCAGGCGGUUGCGGAUAGCGAGUAUCGCGUGCGCCUGCAUGCGGAUAUGUGGGAAGGGCGAGAAGUUCCCGAUGCAGUUUAUUCGUACGGGCUUAAGUACAAGCCUGCUUAUUCUCCUGCUCAAGUACUCCGCCAGCUUCACAGGCAUCAGCUUCCCACGGACUGGGAGUAUGCGGCUCCAUCUCUCGAAGGGCGUUGCGGUUCUUGUCCCAUUGGGUGGAUCACCAUUUUUACGGAGCAUAUGCGGUUAGGGUUGGAGUUCCCGCUGGUCCCGCUUCUCACUGGGAUACCGCUACACCUUAACUGUUCAUUGAGCCGCCUUUCUCCCUCCAUAAUAUUCCAUUCCAUCUGCUAUCGUGCGGCUUGCGCCCGCCUAAAAGAGGAACCGUCAAUCGACGCCUUCCGGCUGCUGUAUUCCAUGACCGGCUCGAAGAACUGCUGGUCACCCCGAAGGCGGUCAAAGAACGUUGGGUUCGUCUAUGGGUCUCCAAAGCUGGAUUCCCCCUGGUACAGCGAGUACUUCUUUGCUCGCCCCGCCGGGAAAUGGUACUCAGGGGACGUGGAGCCAUUGACUGUGUUUUCCUUUGGGCAGACAGAUGACUGGGAUGAAGGGGUCAAGCGGCUGCAACAUCUGAGACCGCACCUCGACCGCAUCACUUCGACUGUUCAGUUUCGGUUGCCCCCGCAUGGGCAUGAUAACGCCCUUGAGAUUGUGCAGCGUUUUCACGGUUAG